AUGUCUUCUCUCAUCCGCCCAUACCUCGAGCUAGCCAUGGAACAAUUCGAAAUCUACAUGGAACAAUUGCUCAAGCAAAUGCCAGUUAUCUCUACGACCACAUAUGUCCUUACGGUCUUGACCAUAUGUAUACCUCCUAUCCUCCUUUUAACAUUCUACGAGCUCGAACAAUCGCGACAACGUGCCGAAGAACCUAAGGGUUGCAGAAAGCUUGGCUUGAAAAUCGACAGUAAUCUUACAAAUGAAUUCGAUCCCAAAUUCGCCGAAGGACGUCCUCCCAGUACCGAAGAAACAUCGGCAGAAUGGUGGCGAUUGAAGAGCAUGUGGAUUUACCCAGUCAAGAGCUGUAAAGGGGUUGAAUUGGGUAGAGGAACCAUCAUUGCAAGUGGAAUGGAAUAUGAUCGUCAAUUUACCUUUGCUCAACUCCGAAGUCCCUUUCCCGUCGCCGAGAAUGAUCCAGAUAAGAAGAAGGCCGCACACAAAUGGGAGUUCAUCACUCAACGACAAUUUCCAUUGUUGGCAAAAGUUAGAACUGAGAUGUGGAUUCCAGAUCAAAGUGUCGAUACAUAUGCUCCUCACAUUAAUGAUGUCGAGAGUGGAGGAGUUGUAGUCAUGAGCUUCCCAUAUCAACAACCUGGCUGGAGAGGAACGGUCGCAAGUUGGGGAGCCAAAGUCAUGGGAACAGUGCCCGAGAAACAAUUCCGUGUGCCAUUCGAUCCAUCACCAGUACAAAUUGAGAAAGCAGGUUACACUGUUGAGAAAAUGACGAUCUGGAAAGAAACUGUUAAUGCUUUGAAUGUGGAAAUUGAGAUUCCAGAGGAACUCAGAUAUUAUCUCGGUAUCAGUAAUAAGUUGGGUUUGUUCAGAGUUGACAGUGGGAAUCCUAGAGAAGUAUUCAGAAACGCGCCUACAAAGGCGCAACUUGGGUAUCAACCAGUGACUGGAUUUCAAGAUGCUUAUCCUCUCCACCUUAUCAAUCUUGCUAGUAUCCGAGAUGUUGAGAGUAGAAUGCCAAAGGUUAAGGGGGCGCCUCGAUUAUCUGCAGGUCGCUUCCGUGCCAAUUUGAUCAUUACCGGACCACCAGCUUAUCAUGAAGACGAUUGGAGACGAAUUAAGAUUGGUUUCUACGAAUACGAUGUAUCAUGCCGAACAGUCCGAUGCAAAAUGCCCAAUGUGGAUCAAGAGACAGGAGAGAGACAUACAUCCGAACCCGAUAAAACCAUUCGAAGCUUCAGAGCCAUUGACAAAGGAGCCGGCAAGAAUCUCGGUUGUCUGGGUAUGCAAUUGGUACCAACCACAAAAGAAAGCGCUUUAAGAGUCGGAGACGAAAUUACGGUUCUGGAAGUGGGUGAACAUAAUUAUGUCAAAUUGUUUCCAGAGUUGAACAAUUAA
Molecule: messenger RNA, 1392 nt
Organism: Sclerotinia borealis F-4128
Lineage: Eukaryota; Fungi; Ascomycota; Leotiomycetes; Helotiales; Sclerotiniaceae
Source: the annotation of a GenBank genome assembly